Etheostoma spectabile (orangethroat darter) is the source of this 1442-nucleotide messenger RNA. RefSeq names its product SPOUT domain containing methyltransferase 1 (gene spout1). The record is from RefSeq and is a predicted model, not a curated record. Gene Ontology annotation, biological process: maintenance of centrosome location; miRNA processing. Gene Ontology annotation, molecular function: miRNA binding. NCBI's taxonomy places the organism in Eukaryota, Metazoa, Chordata, Actinopteri, Perciformes, Percidae. The transcript is spliced from 12 exons. Gene Ontology annotation, cellular component: kinetochore; mitotic spindle; spindle pole centrosome. Bases 71 to 1213 code for a protein of 380 amino acids.
GAAGAAGAAGAAGAAGAAAAAAGAAGACGCAACCCGGAAGUAAAUAAACUUCACGUGUGAGUGCGUUAAAAUGUCUACCGGCGUUGCAACGAAAAGACCUAAAGUUGUAGCCUCUCAGGCUGAGGAGAGGCUGGACUGGAAGAAAAGGAAAGCAGAAAGAAAGGAGGCUAAGAAGCAAACAAAAGAAGCCAAGCUGAUUAAACAGUUAGAAAAGCAGAAGCAGCAAGACGCCGCAGAUGGAGAGAACCUUGAACAAAGCCAAAACAAAAAAGGUCGGGCUUACACAGUGAGUGUGGCUCUGCCAGGUUCUGUCCUGGAUAACGCUCAGUCCACUGAACUUCGUACGUACCUGGCCGGACAGAUCGCCCGAGCCUGUGUCGUGUUCUGUGUGGAUGAGAUUGUUGUGUUUGAUGAACAAGGCGAAGAUGUUAAAAGCGUUGAAGGAGAAUUUAAAGGUGUUGGAAAGAAAGGACAUGCUUGUAUUCAGCUCGCCAGAAUACUUCAGUACCUGGAAUGUCCACAGUAUCUACGCAAGUGGUUUUUCCCAAAGCAUAAAGAUUUACAGUAUGCAGGUUUGCUCAACCCUUUAGACAGUCCUCACCACAUGAGGAUAGAUGAUGAAUCCGAAUACCGGGAAGGAAUAGUCCUCGACAGGCCAAUCAAACAAGGAAAAGGCUCAUUGGUCAACUGUGGAAUGAGAAAGGAUGUUCGGAUUGAUAAACAGCUGCAGUCUGGACUUCGAGUCACAGUAAAGCUCAGUAAAACACAGAGUUCAGAGAGCAAAAUAUGUAAAGGUGCAGUGGUGGCUCCUCAUCUGCCCAGGACUGAAGCAGGUCUCUACUGGGGUUACAGUGUUCGCCUGGCAUCGUGCCUCAGCGCAGUUUUCACUGAAAGUCCAUAUGAAGAAGGAUACGAUCUGACCAUUGGCACAUCAGAGAGAGGCAGCAGCGUGGACCAAACAACACUGUCACCAUUCAAGCAUCUUUUGGUAGUUUUUGGAGGUCUUCAGGGAUUGGAGGCCAGUGUAGAUACUGACCAAAACCUGGAAGUAACUGAUCCCAGUGUUUUGUUUGACCUUUACCUCAACACAUGCCCCAAUCAGGGCAGCAGGACCAUUCGCACAGAGGAGGCCAUCUUAGUUUCCAUGGCGGGGCUGAGACAGAAGAUCAAUGCUGCCUUUAGUGUUGUUUCCAAUGAUUCAUUAAAGAAUUAGUGUUGGAAAGUACACAAAGACAUGGUGGCAGACGUUUUUUCAUCUUACCGGAAUUCUCUGCAUUUCUUACUGUUAAAACUAUUAUAUUAUCUCAAACAUCACAUCUGUGCUUUGUGUGUUAGAUACCUGUUAAAUAUCUUUGUGUUAUUUGGUCAUCAUGCUUUCUGUCUUUGUAAAUGGCUAAGCAAAUUGUACAUAUUCAAAUACAAAUACUAUCCACAGCCUUAAA